CAUUUUCUUUUCUUGCCUCACAUGGAGCAAGACAUACGAAACACAAGGGACACGUCUCAGGAAAGGGACUUUUUCCGGUCCUUAGACAAUCUUGAUUUUUCUAACACUAUAGUAGAUCUUGUCGAGGACUGGAAACCUCUGUUGCAUAGUCUGUCGACUACCUCAUUUAAACCAGCAGUUGACAAUGCCGAACCAAGUGCAGCAGAAAAGUAUUCGAAUCUUAAAAUGCCAAUCUUUGACGUUAAUUGUUUUACCGACUAUAUAACAGUAAAAAAGCCUGACGCGAAUGUUCAGAAAGACAUGACCAACAAAAGUAGGGAUUUGGACAACAAGAGUAAGGACAUGGCCAACGAAAAUAAAGACACGGCUGACGGGAGUAGAGAUGGCUUCUGUGACGUUUGCAACAAAGACUAUGUCUCGAAAGUUAGCCUACUUAUCCAUAAAAAGUUUAAACACCUGUAUGCGUUCAAUUAUACCAAACCAAGAUCCUCGUUUGAUACGACUAAUCCUUAUUAUUGCAACCUUUGUCAUCAAACGUUCACGGCACGCAGCUAUCUCCAGCACAGUAAAACAACCCAUCAACGAGGGCAUCAUAAAAGUAAAAAGCCAUAUGUUGAUUCUGGUUUCGGAUGUGACAUAUGCAACAAAGUAUUAAAGUCAGAGCGUGGCCUGAAAUUACACAUCAGGCGCAUGCAUCUACCCAAAUCGUCUAGAAUUGCAGCCGAAUCUGCCUCUGAGGCAAAACGUCCAUCAAAGUUGGUAUUUUCUUCACCGGUGACGAUUAAUGACAGAAGUGACUUGAAUAUGACCGCCGCAUCCACUCAAUCAGCGACUGUAACGAGCACAUCACAGGAAUACGACAGUGAUUUUGAUGAUUUUCGAGAUGCUGAUCUGCCCAAAUAUACCAAGGAUUUUUUAAGCAAGCAUCGCAAGAAACCUGAAAACAAAGCCUUUGGCAAUACACUCCAAGCAACGACAGUGAAGCGAGUCAGGUUACUUGUGCGAGAUCCUACAACAAAAAACAAGGUGCAAACCUUGAAAGACGUACCAGAAAAUACCCAAUUCUCGACUACUAAUACACCCCAAGUUGAUCAAGAAAUACCCUCUGAAGUGUUGAGCGCGGCAGAAAACCCUUUGAAUGAAGUAACAGAGAGCACUCAUCAAAAGGCAUCGGUCGUCACUGAAAGUUACACCCAGUCAAUUCAAAACGCAUCGUCUGUCGAAACAGCAGAAACAGAAACAAAGAAUGGAAAACCUGCGACUCAAAUUUCCGGUCUAACGGGACAAAAUGCUAUGGAUAUCAAAGCAAAAGUACCGAAAAAGAUAUCUUCAUCUUUAAAUCCAACAAAAAAGGGGAAUGUUAGAUGUAAUUCCAAGCCAACGAAAAAUGAUGAAGUGACUACAGAAAACUUGACCAAUGAUACAAUAUCUUCACCAACAUCUUCUUCUCCACCAACAUCUUCUUCUCCACCAACAUCUUCUUCUCCACCAACAUCUUCUUCUCCACCAACAUCUGCUUCUUUACCAUCAGUUUCAUCGGAAAAACUUGUAUUGUCAUCAAGAGUGGGAUCUCCAUCGAAAGUUGCAUCUCCACCAAAAGUUCCAUCCUCAUCAGCCGUUGCUUCUCCACCAAAGGUUGCAUCACCACCAAAAGUUGCAACUUCAUCAACAGUUGUAUCUCGACGAAAAGCUGGCACCCGAUUAACAGCUGUGUCUCCAUUAAAGGUUGUACCCCGAGCAACUCGCAAAUCUCGACCUUUGACAUCGAAGAAGGAUAAUGAUACAGUUAUACCUAAAGAGUCGUCGCAACGCAUUUUUUCUAAAUGCAAAUUAGGGAAUAUGGCGCUAUACAAAUUGAACCAACACGUUUCAGAGGCUCAUAGUACGACUCGUCACUGCGUACCUUGCGAUAAGUAUUUCGAGAAGAGGUCUGAAUAUUGUGAGCAUCGUGUAACUUUCCACGAAGCCAAAAUCGAAUGGAUCCUUCAAAAUGAUAUUCGCUGUGAAUGUGAUGGAACAUUUUCGACACUCACCAAUUACCGCAAUCACGCAUACUUAUCCCAUUCCCAACACACACCGGAUCCGACCAGUCCAAGUCUGUUCUGUCAUGCCUGUUCAAUUACAUACCCUACGCAAACUCUUUAUAUGCAGCAUAUGGAACGUAUUCAUAAUAUAAUGAUUGAACUCACUUCAGUCAAAAACAAUACGUUUUUCUUCACCUACUCUAUCGAUCCACCCCUUUCCAGAAGUAAAAAGUCCAAGAGAACACUUCCUUACACACCAACCGAAUCCAAAAUUUCCAAGCAAAAGACAUCAGGCAAAAUUACAACUACUGCUAAAGUCAAAUCCAAAACGGGGCCCUAUCAAAAAUAUACAUAUACUUCCUUCUUGAGCAAACGAUCAGCCUAAAUAAAAUGUAAUAAAGAGCUAAAUAUGGUUUCUUUUUUUAUUGA
This is a messenger RNA of Mucor mucedo, 2453 nucleotides long. RefSeq lists its product as uncharacterized. The record is from RefSeq and is a predicted model, not a curated record. NCBI's taxonomy places the organism in Eukaryota, Fungi, Mucoromycota, Mucoromycetes, Mucorales, Mucoraceae. Gene Ontology annotation, molecular function: chromatin insulator sequence binding. Gene Ontology annotation, biological process: regulation of transcription by RNA polymerase II. The transcript has 3 exons. Gene Ontology annotation, cellular component: chromosome. The coding region runs from base 22 to 2409 and encodes 795 amino acids.